GAUGGAUCAGAGGGAGGAUCCACCGCUACAAUACGGGUGACCAAUCAUUCCUAAGGAGCAUAAAUGUGUAACGAUCGGGACUGAGGGGGUGCUACAUGUGCAUUGAUGCUGAGAAGGAGGCGUGGGUGUUGGAUUUUUUGGAACUAUCGGGAGGAGUGUAAUGAGCUGGGGUAUUGGAUGGACUCGGCCGUUGUUGAGCCCGCGCAGGAAGAUCUGGAAGAGAGCGAGGAACCGGCUGGAGAGGAGGAGGUUAUACCGACAGAUGGAGCUAUAAAGGUGCUGUACAUGUCCGCUGGUAGUAUCGGCCUGAGUGUGUACUAUUUCUCGCAUUUUGGCUAUAACAGUACCGAGUACGAAGGCGAUAUCGUACAACUCCGGACUUAUGAUGGGAACCCGAUUAUGAGGUGAUGUUCUGAG
Messenger RNA from Aspergillus calidoustus, 417 nucleotides. NCBI's taxonomy places the organism in Eukaryota, Fungi, Ascomycota, Eurotiomycetes, Eurotiales, Aspergillaceae. The record is from the annotation of a GenBank genome assembly.